Molecule: messenger RNA, 1134 nt
Organism: Rotaria sp. Silwood2
Lineage: Eukaryota; Metazoa; Rotifera; Eurotatoria; Philodinida; Philodinidae
Source: the annotation of a GenBank genome assembly
AUGAAGAAAAAUCAAUUGAAAUUAAAUGAAAUUUGGAGUAAAAAUAAAAAUUUUUCAGAAGGUGUUCAUUCCACGAUUGAUAAUGAAAUUGAAAUAUUAUCUACAAUGUCAUCUUCAUCAACAUCAAUUACUUAUGUAUCAUCAACAACAUCGUCUUCAUCAUCAUCAAUUCCUUCUACAUCAAUAUCAAUGCUUUCAUCGUCAAUAAAUUCACCUGUAUUAAGAACAAUUCCAUCUUCUUCAGCAACAAUUUCAUAUUUAUCAUCAUCAGUUGCGUCUUCGUCAUCAACAGAUGUAUGUCCAUUAUUAAUACCUAUUGAAGUAGAAGAAUUACCUUUAGAAAUCGAUAUUAUUCAUAAAAACUCGUCUAAUGAUACACCAAGUUCUUUACCAGAUCAUGAUUAUACUUCAUCAAAUAGUGAUAAACAUAUUAAAAAGAAAAAUUUAACAUCUCAACCAAAAUAUCGUAUUCAAUACUUAACUGAAUGGGAAAAACGACCUGAGGCUCAAUAUAAAACAUACGUUUUCGACAGUUUUGGUGGAAGACAUGAAACGUUCAUUUGUUGGUUAUAUUUGAAAAAUAAUUCUAUGGGUUGUCGUUUAUGUGAAAAAUACGGAAAACGAAAAAAUUGUAAUGGUGAGAUUGAAUUGUUACACAGUAAAGAAAACGUAUGGUGUACAACAGGUAUGAGAACGUGUUCACUCGACAAAAUAAAACUUCAUAAAGAAAAAAAUGAAGUACACAAGCAAGCAGAACAACAAGAACUACUUCUAUCUUGUCGAGCUCAACCAGGAUGGAUUGUUACACAACAACAACAAUUAAAUAAACAUGAAUUAGCUAUUCAAAAUCUUAUGUUGGCUUGUAUUUAUUUAUGCCAACAAGAUCAAUCAUUAAAUAGUAUUGAUCCUCUUUGUGAUUUACUUGAAAAACUUGGAAUGCAAUUAUUGCCAGCCGAAGUAUCAGGUGUUAGUUACCGUAAUGGCAAAGCAGCAUUAUGUUUUAUUCAACACAUAGCAAAUUUCCUUCACGAAGAACUAAUUGAAAAAGUGAAGCAAAGUCCUGUAUGUGGUACGUUAAUGAUAAAAUUUGCUUACGAGGGAACCUCCCCAAAUGUUACCCUCCGAUUUCAAUGA